GAGUUCGUAUUCCCCGGGACUAUUGAAAUAUUCGUCCAAGCGUGUCAAUGGUUGAGAAUUGUAUGAGUCAACGGGUUGAGUAGCGUAAUUGGGUUCGAAAGUCAAUUACGUUCAACUAUAGAUAACGUAAAUAUCUAAUGUCAGUAAAUUCGGUUUGAAUCUGGUAAGCGUUUCAAGGUCUAAAAAGAGUCUAAGAAGAGUGACUUCCUGAUUUCGACUUCAGUCCAUUACAGCGAGAAAGUCAAUUCGAAAUUAAUAUCCUCCACUUAGCGAGUCGAGAGAUGUAAUUUAAAAUUCGAUAAUAAUCACGAAUACAUGCAAUACCAAUGAUAGAUUUAGAUUCAAUAAUUGAUUAGUAAUCGUGAAACAAUAUGGAACCGUAAUAACGAAAUGAAAUGAACGCCACUUAGACGUUGAAAGUAGAAUAAACACUCUCAACGAUACAGAUACAGAUAUUUUUUUCCAUAAGUAUUUUAUCUCCCGCAAGAAUUUUUUAAUUAUUCGCGUAAUUGUUAUAAAUAAUUAAAUCGAGAAUUAUUAGGGAAAACAAGGACCGUGCAUCUGGGGGACAUAUUCAAAAUUAAAAUAGUAACGCGUUUAUCGCGUCAUAUACGCGCGUUAAAUUCUCCCGUGUUCAUAUCAGCGCAUAUUUAUACGGGUACUUGAGCGAGUUCUUUGAAGCGAUUCACAAAUUCUCCAUAGAAGUAUCACCGAUUUAACUUGACCAUCUUGGAACAGUAAUUUGAUAUAAUCUACACACGUGUGGUUAACUAACUGCAGAAACUGAAAUUCUAAAAGAUGAACCUGAAAGUAUAACGGUGACAUCUUUUACAGGAGAGAAAAAAUACAGACAUUAGCGAAAAGAAGACAAAGGAACGCGUCUGUCAGAGGAAGAAACUUGCGUUUUCUCCACUUAUUUCCGGCUAAAUGAAAGUGGCCCUAUUAAACUGCAGAAAGCGUUUGCGUUAGGGCCAAACAUACAAUGAACUCGACAUUACCAGGGACAAUAAUUCGGAUAAUUGUAGCAUUCGCAUAGUGAGAUAGAAAACAAUGCUUUGGACGGUUGGCGAAUCUCAUGGAAAUGGUGGGAAAGCCGGGCUUAUAAAGUAAACAUAAUAAUGGUAAAAGUUGAUAAAGUCUCAUGUUUUCAACCAAAGACUUAGAGUAAAAUUUUUUCCCCGAUCCGGCAACGACGUCGUGUAAGAUUUGAACAUCGGUAUUUUUUAGUUUGAUUUUUAUUCGUAACAAUCUAUUGCAUCCGGAAUGAAAUAGCUGUACGCUAAUUUGUCUCAUUGUCAGUUUGUCUGGUAUGUCAAGGAAUUUCCACAAUAUAAGAGCCAAAAUUUAUAUUCAAUUUAAAUACAUGUUCAUAUAUUUUAAGAUUUUGUACAGUGUAAAUUUCAACCUAUCGAGUCUUCUAGAUCCUGGAGAUUUUAACGAAGAGAGUGGUCAUCAAUCUACAAUAUAUCGUAAAAAUGUUCAACUCCAUUCGAUUUCUCAUCCUCGUUGGAUUGAUUUCAUCAACAUGUUUUGCUUGGCCCCAAGAAAAAAAAUUCGAAAAAGAACGAGGGGUUCAGGUCGGUUCAAUGCUCGCAGAGGUUGCGAAAGAACUCAUCCAAAGAUCUUCGUCAAACAGUCAGGUACUCAGCUUGAAUUUAUCGAGUUUGCUCGUUCUCUUGGUGCUGAAGGCGGUCGUAUUUGGAGCUGGAUACAUGGGACAUCAUGGAUUCAAAGCCCGGGAGGUGGACGAAGAAUCUAUCGUUACCGAGAGUGAAAUAGCUUUGGCCCUCGGCUACCUUCUUGGAGAGAACUGCCUCUAUAGAGCAGCCUGUGAGGUUCCUCACAAAGCUAAGGAAUAUUUGGGAGCUGCAGAAAUGAUUUUACAAGCCAUUCGCUUUAUGCCAGAGUCUUUUAAAGUCGACACGAAUUACGUGAAGAUGGUAUCAGAGUUGAAAAAAGCAAUAGAAUACGGAACAGCAAAACAAUGUCCGCCGCAAUAUACCUGCAAGAAAGAGAAUAUUAAUAAUUUUCUCCAAAGUGCGUAACAUUAUUAGGUCUACGGAGAUUGUACGGUCAUCCUUGAUUAGAAAUAUGUUCAAUUGACGCAUCACUUCUCCGAUUU
Molecule: messenger RNA, 2122 nt
Organism: Athalia rosae (coleseed sawfly)
Lineage: Eukaryota; Metazoa; Arthropoda; Insecta; Hymenoptera; Athaliidae
Exons: 4
Coding region: 1476-2045 (189 amino acids)
Source: RefSeq, a predicted model, not a curated record